Candidozyma pseudohaemuli is the source of this 1719-nucleotide messenger RNA. It is a transcript of the gene ASN1, whose product is annotated as asparagine synthase (glutamine-hydrolyzing) 2. Gene Ontology annotation, molecular function: asparagine synthase (glutamine-hydrolyzing) activity. The record is from RefSeq and is a predicted model, not a curated record. Gene Ontology annotation, cellular component: cytosol. NCBI's taxonomy places the organism in Eukaryota, Fungi, Ascomycota, Pichiomycetes, Serinales, Metschnikowiaceae. The transcript has a single exon. Bases 1 to 1719 code for a protein of 572 amino acids.
AUGUGUGGAAUCUACGCUGCGUACAGACAGCCCGAAAUCGAGAAGUUCAAGGGUGUUGCCCUCAAGAACACGAAAAAAAUCAGACACAGAGGUCCAGACUGGUCUGGUAACGUCAUCGCCAACAACACCAUCUUGUGCCAUGAAAGAUUGGCCAUUGUUGGUUUGGACUCCGGUGCCCAGCCCAUCGUGUCCAAGGACGGCCGUUACUCCCUUGCCGUCAACGGUGAGAUCUACAACCACAUCCAGUUGAGAGAGCAGUUCCCCGACUACCCUUACAAGUCUCACUCUGACUGUGAGCCCAUCAUUCCAACUGUCCAGAAGUACGACAUCGAUGCUCCUAAGCACUUGGACGGUAUGUUCGCCUGGGUCUUGUACGACAAGCAGGAGGACCGUAUCUUGGCUGCCAGAGACCCCAUUGGUAUCACCACCUUGUACAUGGGUAAGUCUUCCAAGAACCCUCAGGGCCGUUACUUUGCCUCUGAGUUGAAGUGUCUUGUUGACGAGUGUGACGAAAUCACCGCCUUCCCUCCAGGCCACGUCUACGACUCCAACACCGACCAAAUCACCCGUUACUUCACUCCUACGUGGUGGGACGGUGCCCAGGUUCCUGAGAAGCGUGUGGACUUCAAGGAGGUCAGAGAGAGCUUGGAGUUGGCUGUCAGAAAGAGACUUAUGGCCGAGGUGCCUUACGGUGUCUUGUUGUCUGGUGGUCUUGACUCCUCUUUGAUUGCUUCCAUUGCUGCCAGAGAGACCCAGAAGGCUGCUGCUGCUCUUUCCCAGGACGGUAUCGAUGCCAACAAGGAGCUUUCUGGUGUUGACGCCGACGGCUCCUUGCACUCCCUUGGAUUCACCCGUUUGCACUCUUUUGCCAUUGGUCUCCCCGGUGCUCCAGACUUGAUCGCUGCUGAAAAAGUGGCUCACUUCAUCGGUACCAUCCACCACUCUCACACCUUCACCUUGGAGGAAGGCUUGGACUCCUUGAACGACGUCAUCUACCACUUGGAGACCUACGACGUGACCACCAUCCGUGCCUCCACCCCUAUGUACCUUUUGUCCAGAAAGAUCAAGGCCCAGGGUGUCAAGAUGGUGCUUUCUGGUGAGGGAUCCGACGAGAUCUUCGGCGGUUACUUGUACUUCGCCAACGCUCCUUCUGCCAAGGAGUUCCACGAGGAGUGUGUCAAGAGAGUCAAGAACUUGCACUACGCUGACUGCCUCAGAGCCAACAAGUCCACCAUGGCCUGGGGUCUUGAGGCCAGAGUGCCAUUCUUGGACAAGCAGUUCUUGGAGGUUUGUAUGAACAUCAACCCAGAGGACAAGUUGAUCGACCCCAAGCAGGGCAAGAUCGAAAAGUACAUCUUGAGAAAGGCCUUCGACACUUCUGACGAGCCUGACGUCAAGCCAUACUUGCCUGAGGAGAUCUUGUGGAGACAGAAGGAGCAGUUCUCUGACGGUGUCGGUUACUCUUGGAUCGACGGUUUGAAGGAUGCUGCCGAGGCUGCUGUUACUGACGAGCAGCUUGCCAACCCUAAGCCUGAAUGGGGUGACGACGUUCCAACCACCAAGGAGGCCUACUGGUACCGUUGCAAGUUUGACGAGGUUUUCCACGGUUCCAAGGCUGCCGGUACAACUGUCAUGAGAUGGGUGCCCAAGGCUGAAUGGGGCUGUCACGCUGACCCAUCUGGAAGAUACGCUUCCACUCACGACCACAAGCUCGCUUAA